Molecule: messenger RNA, 4320 nt
Organism: Aspergillus mulundensis
Lineage: Eukaryota; Fungi; Ascomycota; Eurotiomycetes; Eurotiales; Aspergillaceae
Gene: abcB
Product: putative ABC multidrug transporter
Exons: 15
Coding region: 1-4320 (1439 amino acids)
Biological process (GO): transmembrane transport
Cellular component (GO): membrane
Molecular function (GO): ATP binding; ATP hydrolysis activity; ABC-type transporter activity
Source: RefSeq, a predicted model, not a curated record
AUGGCGGCUAUGGCAUCUAUUCCAGAAGUCUCGCAGAGUAGUGCCUUCGACCCUGGAAUAUGCCAAACUGGUGAGUUUGAGGCCAUUUCUACUUGGCUCUGUUUGUCAAUUGUGCAGCUGAGUUUAACGACACAAUGGGCACGCCCGUCGCUCUCAACCUGGCGGACGGAUGCCUCUGUCGCCGUCAACGCCAUCUUGACCUCCGCCUUCUUUCUCUUCUGCCUCCUCUCUUAUGCAGAGCACAACUUCUCUACCCCACCUUCCUUUCUUCUCAACAUCUACCUUUUCGUCACUCUUCUCUUUGACAUCGCAAAGACAAGGACACUUUGGCUUCGGCAAACUGGCGGGACCACCGAGACCAUUGCGGUCCUAACAACUAUUACUGUGACCCUCAAACUCUUCCUUCUUUGCCUCGAGUCGUCCAACAAACGUUCGAUACUCCGCGAUGGGCACAAGGCCUACCCACCAGAAGCGACAGCGGGAAUUUUCAACCGGAUCUCCUUCUGGUGGUUGAACCCUCUAUUCCGGAGGGGCCUCUCUCAUUCCCUCGAUGUCGACGAUCUUUUCGUUCUCGACAAGCAACUAUCUUCGAAGCACCUACAUUCAGCUCUGGAAUUAGCUUGGGAUAGAGUUUCCCAGAAAGAACCAAAUACCCUCCUCGUUUGCACACUGAAAACGUUCAAAUGGCAGAUUUGCGCAGCCAUUCCCUAUCGAGCCUUCCUCGUCGCUCUGAACAUUUGUCAACCUUUAUUGUUACAUAGAUCGCUGUCUUUCUCCACGGAGCCGGUCAACAGUACGACAACCAAUAUUGGAUAUGGAUUAAUUGGAGCAUAUAUUCUUGUAUAUACAGGAUUAGGGAUUACCAUGGGGCAGCAACAACAUAUGACAUACCGCGCAAUAACAAUGGUCAGAGGGGGUGUAGUAUCGAUGGUCUACAGAAAGGCGUGUACAUUGAAUCUCAAGGAUGCCGACCCGGCUGAGGCGGUUACCCUCAUGAGCGCAGAUAUCGAACGGAUUGCCCAGGGCUGGCAGACCAUGCAUGAGAUAUGGGCGAACGUUGCAGAAAUAGCACUGGCGGUUUUUCUUCUGGAAAGACAAUUGGGCGUCGCGUGCGUGGUUCCAGUGGGGGUCACAAUUGUGGCUCUAAUGGGAUGCUCGGUCUGUAUGCCCUUGGUGGCAGCGAGGCAAGCGAUGUGGCUUGAAGCUAUUGAAAGGCGUAUCUCUGCUACAUCAUCGAUGCUCGGCUCCAUGAAGGGUAUCAAAAUGCUCGGUCUUCAAUCUUCUCUCAUGAGGCUUGUCCACGGCCUACGAAUUGAUGAGCUCGAGAUCUCGAAGCGGUUCAGGAAGCUUUUGGUUUGGAACAUGGCUUUUGCCUGGAUAACUCGAUUGUUCGGACCCAUGGCCGCGUUCGGAGCCUUUGUAGGUAUUGCGCAUAGCCGAGGCAACGACGCGGCCUUGGAUACAUCGACCGUCUACACUGCGCUUUCCCUCUUCUCUCUGUUAGCAGAUCCACUCAUGUCACUCGUUAUGGCAUUGAUGGCUUUUGCUGGGUCUGUUGGUUCGUUCGCAAGAAUUCAGACCUUUCUCGAGAAGGAAAGCCACGUUGACCCAAGGAACAAAAUUUCAGUGCAGCCAUUGAACCCUUUGAAGAUGUCCAAACAGCUCGCUAUUAUUGCUCAAUCAGAAAUGACACCCAGCGAAUCAAGCUCAUCACAGUUUUCCAAAGGCUCAACGUCCUCGCUUCCACACCAUAUGAUCACAGUUCAGAACGGCUCAUUUGGAUGGAAUACCGACGAAGAUCCCUCCGUGAAAAACGUGAAUAUGGCUCUACCAUCUGGAACUAUCACGAUGCUGGUCGGCCCAUCUGGCUGUGGAAAAUCGACGUUGCUAAAGGCAAUCCUUGGAGAAGUCCCCUGCCAGGAUGGGACUAUACAAUUGACAACAGGGGGCGUGGCCUACUGUGACCAGACAGCCUGGCAUAUGAAUGCGUCGAUCCGGGAUUGCAUUGUCGCCAUGUCUGACUUUGAUCAAUCAUGGUACACGACCGUCAUAAGCGCCUGCGCUUUGGCUGAAGACUUUGCACAAUUACCUCGUGGAGAUAAAACCAUCAUUGGGAGCAAAGGAAUUUCCCUCAGCGGUGGUCAGAGUCAACGCAUUGCAAUUGCAAGAGCAGUAUAUGCCAGAAAGGAGCUAGUCAUCUUUGACGACGUCUUCAGCGGACUUGACACGGAGACAGAAAACCAUAUUUUUCACCACUUACUAGGUGAUCAUGGUCUCUUCCGCUCGUUGAAUUCGACAGUAUUGUUUGCCUCUUCUUCAGUCAAGCGAGUUCCUCUUGUGGACCACGUCAUUGCCCUCGACAAGCACGGAUACGUCGCCGAACAGGGAACUUUCUCUGCUCUUAACGUGGCUGGAGGUUAUAUUUCGAGUUUCUCGUUGAAGCGUCCCGAUGCGGAUACCAAGUUGAUCACAACUCAGAAGGCUGAGACGAUUGAUGUGCAGGCUUACCCAGGUGACAAAGGCUCUGAUACGGAUUUUGAUAAUUACAGAGGAAACGGUGACAUGUCCAUCUACUUAUACUAUAUCCAAUCCGUUGGGUGGCUCCCGACAUUGUUUUUUGCCAUGGCGGUUACUGGUUUCGUGUUCACCAUCUCUUUUCCCAGUAUUUGGGUCAAAUGGUGGGCAGCAUCGAAUGAAGCCAGUCCAGGCAAGCACACGGGAUAUUACCUUGGGAUAUACGCGAUGCUUGGCGUGGUGGGGAUGUUUUGUAUCGUUGCGGGUGCAUGGCAAAUGAUCAUCAGAAUGGUGCCAAAGUCCGGUGAGGUCUUUCAUAGGAAGAUAUUGAGCACUGUCUUGAGUGCGCCCAUGCUGUUCUUUUCCACGACAGACAGCGGCUCCAUCCUGAACAGGUUCAGCCAGGACUUGCAGCUCAUUGACAUGGAACUUCCCAUUGCUGUUAUAAACACAUUCUCCAUCCUCAUGCUCUGCCUCUUCUCAAUGAUCUUCAUGGGCAUCGCCUCAAAAUAUGCGGCUGUCUCCUUUCCCAUUGUUUUGAUGAUCAUCUACAUCAUCCAGAAGAUAUACCUUCGGACCUCGAGGCAGCUACGAUUCUUGGAUCUUGAAGCAAAAGCCCCGCUCUAUUCCCACUUCACCGACUCCCUCAGCGGCUUGGCCAGUAUACGAGCAUUUAGAUGGCAACAUUCACUGCAAGAGAAGCACUACCAACUUCUUGAUCGCUCUCAACGGCCUUUUUACCUUCUCUAUGCCGUUCAGCGAUGGCUCACACUCACUCUGGAUCUCGUUGUUGCUGGUGUCGCGGUAUUGCUCGUUAUCCUAGUGGUGGUUCUUCGGGGACAGAUUAGUGCAGGCUAUGUCGGAGUGGCGCUGCUGAACGUCAUCAUGUUCAGCCAGAGUAUCAAGCUUCUCGUAACAUUCUGGACUAACCUUGAAACACACAUCGGCUCCAUACUACGCGUCAAGAGCUUCACCGAGACUGUUCAGUCUGAGGAUCAGCCGGCUGAACGCGAUUCGGUUCCGCCAGGUUGGCCAGUUGGAGGAGAUAUCGAGUUUCGGUCCUUGUAUGCGGGGUAUAGGGAUUCGGAACCCAUUCUCAAUGACAUAACUCUAUCCAUCAAGGCAGGCGAGAAAAUAGGUAUCUGCGGCAGGACAGGAAGCGGGAAGACUUCCCUCGUCAUGGCCCUUUUUCGAAUGAUAGACAUCCAAAGCGGCAGCCUCACAAUUGACGGUCUCGACCUCACUCGACUCCCCCGCGAAGAGAUCCGCUCCCGCCUCAACGGCGUGUCCCAAAGCCCGCUCCUAAUCAAAGGAAGUGUGAGGCUAAACGCCAAUCCAACCGCUACCGUCAGCAUCGGCACAAACACGGUGUCUGAUCAAAAGAUUCUCGAUGCUCUCCGAUCCGUCAAUCUCCACAACAAAGUCCUCGAGAACGGCGGACUGGGCGCCGACAUCGACGACCUGCAUCUCUCGCACGGCCAGAAGCAGCUCUUCUGUCUAGCUAGGGCAAUACUCAGACCUGGGAAUAUCCUUGUGCUGGAUGAGGCUACGAGCAACGUCGACUCCAAAACCGACGAAGUGAUGCAACGCGUCAUUCGCGAACGAUUCAGCUCGCAUACCAUCCUUACCGUCGCACACAAGCUUGAGUCCAUCCUUGACUACGAUCAAGUCAUUGUCCUUGACGAGGGGCGGAUCAUCGAAGCCGGCGUCCCGUACGAUCUUCUAGCAGAGGGUGGUUCGCACUUCAGUAGACUUUAUUACGCUGGACUUGGUUCGGAUGGGGCGGAGAGUGGCCGCGAAGAGUAG